Messenger RNA from Dermacentor albipictus, 1012 nucleotides. Lineage: Eukaryota; Metazoa; Arthropoda; Arachnida; Ixodida; Ixodidae. The record is from RefSeq and is a predicted model, not a curated record.
UUUGUUUCGACUAGUACAUGCUGUCCGGCCACCAUCAAGUGGCACAGCUUGCAAUCAUCAUACUGCGUAGAAUCUCCAAUUAACCUGCCCGCGCUCGUAGGGAAGGGUCAGCUGCUCCUUGUAAACUACGCACUUGAAAAAGACAACUUUCGCAGGGCACGCAUGAACUUAAAAUGCGGAUAAGCGUUGAGACUCCACUCACAUUCCUUUGUCUGCAGCUGAAAUAAACGUAGAGUGCGUGAAUUCGUAGAAGACACUCAAACAGGGAGCCGAAUACCGCGCAAACGGCUAAGCAUGCCACGAUCUCAUCGGCGAGCAUGGUUCAGCUAGGGCACGCGAGUCCGCAGGUGAAACGUUUUCAAGUCCAAAAGUGGGUACGCAACCGGGCUUGUCGCGUGUGAAAGUGAGGAAUCACCAUGCCUUUGGCACCACAUUCUACAAGCUGGCUCGCCAGUCUCAAAGAACACGCACGUUUCUCGGUAAACAAGGGCCCCAAACAACCUUACCAGAAGGCCACGCCCCUUGAUUCGAAAGUGUUAAACUGCGGCACUUAAAAAGGAACCCUCAGCUUCGAAACGACACUCUCGGGAGACUGAGAUUCGGGAAACGCACACCCAGCAUACUCACGGCUCCGCUAUGAAGGCAUGUCUUAUCGUGUGCAUUGGGCUGCUUGUAGUCGCCACGCUCGCCCUCUGCGAAGAUGAAGAACUGGCUGCAGCGGAGCUUCAGGCUGAGCUGGACGAAGGUCCCUCCAUGUCGCGGGUUCGACGCGGAGGUGGAGGCGGAGGUGGCGGAGGCGAGGGCAAGAAAGGCAAGGGCAAGGGCGGCGAGAAGUCCAAAGGAAAAAGCGGAGGAGGCGACGGUGAGACUGAGUGAUUAAAGACGACGACAAAGACAUCCCAGCCACGCAGCAGGAGUGCCGGCGACAGACCACACAAAGAACUCAGCUCCCAUCUCUGGGAGAGGAACACUGGUCAUUGCACAAAUAAAGGGCAGAACAUGCAAAACAGAC